Molecule: messenger RNA, 1575 nt
Organism: Aureobasidium melanogenum CBS 110374
Lineage: Eukaryota; Fungi; Ascomycota; Dothideomycetes; Dothideales; Saccotheciaceae
Exons: 4
Coding region: 1-1575 (524 amino acids)
Biological process (GO): positive regulation of transcription by RNA polymerase II
Cellular component (GO): nucleus
Molecular function (GO): transcription cis-regulatory region binding; DNA-binding transcription factor activity, RNA polymerase II-specific; zinc ion binding
Source: RefSeq, a predicted model, not a curated record
AUGUUUACAAAUUUCUCAAACACAAGUCAAGGCCUGAUAGAAUCAAAUCCCCGGCCGAAAACCAAUGGCUCCAACGUCAGUUGCCUACCAUGCCGACGAAAGAAGAAAAAAUGUGACUUAACAAAACCAAUAUGCGAGAGAUGUCGAAACAGCUAUGGUCAGGAUCGGUGUCUGUGGUCAGACGGGCAGAAACGGCAACGAGUUCGAAGUCGAGAAGCAACAUCAAGUCAAGAACCUGAGACCCGGCCUUCACCAAUUUCACCAAGCAGCUCUAGAAGCAGUUCCCUGAGCCUGUCGAGGCUCGAAACGACAACAGGACCAACCAGUAUUCCAGUCACUAGUUAUCCAAUGGAUCUGGGAUUCGAGAACUUCUGCUCUUGGAGUAUACCAGAAGUGGUGACUCAGAUAUCUCCUGACUUGUCCCCUCAAGGAUUCUUGAGCAUAUCCGCAGCCUUUCAGAAUCAGGUCCUCUGUCUCGAAAGCGACUAUAAGAAUUCGAUUGUCGUGAACAGCCUUCCUCUAGCUCUUGAGCAUCCGACUCUCCUACACGCUUGGGUUGCGUGCAGCAUCAUAGCACUAUCCCGCUCAAUGCCCUAUUGGCACGAGAAGGCCAUCAGGCACUAUGAUAGUGCUGUCAGUGGACUAAGUCAAGCCCUGCAAGACGAACCACGGACGAACGACAAGUGGAAAAGAGAAACAGUUCUGUUGUUACACUUGUUCGAGGGCUUCCAGUCAAAAGACGAAGAGUCUGCACUCGGUAAGGCCCAUCUGCGUGGAGCGCACGAGCUUUUCAUCCCUGCCGUCAAAGAAAAGUCUCCUGUCAGCUACCACGAGAUACUGGUACUGGAAGCUUAUAUCAUGCACACGACCAACAACCAUCUCUUCCAACCGGAUUCACAACUACCUAUUACACAUAUCACCCAGGCACUAGAAACAUUUACAUCGGCUUUGGAGCGGCUAAACAUGCAAUGCAAUUGGCGAAGUAGUCCUUGGAUCGGUUUCGGUGGCCCCGAUCUAGCAGACAUGGCCUACAGAGUUUCCUGGCUCACGCAUAAGCCAUGUCUGGACGACAACGAUCAUCGAGAAGUGGAGGAUCUAAUCGCACGCCUUUCAUCGUGGACCGCGCCAGCAUGCCAGGAAGAUGCCACAUCACCACACCUGGACUUACCACCGAAGCGUCUUGCUUUACUUGCCCGAGCUUAUUGGUGCGCAUGUUCAUAUCUCGCGGCGCAUCUUGCACAAGAGCAAAGCUGUAGUCUACCCUUCGAUGCCGACACUUUCGUGAUCGAAACCCUGCAGCUUCUAGACCAGCUUGUUGAGUAUGAACAUACGAUCAACAACCACUUAUGGCCAUUGGUUGUUAUCGGCACAGCAGCAAGAGAUCCAGCAGCUCAAGAGCAUAUCAGGUCGCUUCUGCCGCGAUUUCAAGAAGGUCUAGGACCUGCGUCUCUAAGAAGAGCCGAGAGGUUUCUGACAACCGCUUGGAAGCCUUCGAGUAUGCAAAGAAAACACCUAACGACCAAAGAACAGCAAAAACCAGCAACAUCAAUGAAAUUCGGACUGAGCUGUCAUUAA